AUGAUUGACUCCGCAACGAUGAGCGGCGCUCCGGUAGCCGAGGACAACAUUAUCAAUCGGCGCGGUGGAGAGUCGAUCUAUCAAAGUUGUGUCAAUUUGAGGCGGAGACUGUCCGAGGUCCCAAACUUUGAGCCAUACCUGCGAGAAAUGGACGAAGAUGAUGCGUUAAGAGGGAACACAGAUCCGGUGUCUUCUUUGUGGAAUUGUCUCCGGAACGGAUACCCGCUGUUGAGCAUUUAUAAUGCAUCUGGUCCCGAGGACAAAUUGGAAAUUGAUCCUGGCAAGGUGACGGAGGCGAAGCGUCCUAAGGCGGCAACCUUCAAGUUCCUGCAGGCCUGCCUACAGGAUCUGGCAUUUCCUCAGCAAGACUGCUUCCUGAUCACUGACCUGUAUGGCGAGAGCACAACAGGGUUCAUCAAGGUAAUCAAAAUGGUCAAUCGGGUGGUGGAUAUCCUUGAGAUGCAAGGCCAAUUGAAGGAAUCCGAAGUUGCAGAGACACCCACAGGGACAAAGGCCCACGUGAAGCUUACCAAGCGAGAGCAUAUUCUGAAGGAACUUUUGGAGACGGAGCGUGACUAUGUUCAUCACCUGCAAAAUCUUCAAGCGCUCAAGAAGGAACUGGAGGAGACAGGUGCUUUGACAGGCGACGCGAGUCAUCAGAUUUUCCUCAAUUUGAACAAUCUGCUGGACUUCGCUCAACGAUUCUUGAUUCGCAUGGAACAACACUAUGCCCUCCCCGAAGAAAUGCAGAACUGGGGUCAGCUAUUCUUCUCGCACGAAGAUGCCUUCCGGCAGUACGAACCUUUCAUCGCCAACCAGAUGCGUUGUGAUGAAGUUUGUAUGCAGGAAUGGGACAAAAUUGCGAGUGCGCCUCGCCAUGUGGACCUACAACAGAUGGUUGCGCAGCCAAAAACACUGAACGGGUUCUUCGUGAAACCUUUCCAGCGCUUGACUCGAUACCCGCUGAUGCUCUCGGAGCUACGCAAGCAAUUAGAAGACGAGCAACUCCAGACUGAUAUCACUCAUGCAAUUGACUGUAUUCAGGUUGUGCUGGACUAUGCAAAUGAAGCCAUCCACAAAGAGCAUUUGGCCGCCGCGGUGGUUGAUCUUUCCGAACGCGUGGAUGACUGGAAGGCAUUGAAAAUGGAUACCUUUGGAACUCUCCUCCGGUUUGGCACAUUCCAAGUUGUGAAGGGAGACAGUGGAAAGGAUAGUGAAAGAGAGUAUCAUAUUUACCUGUUCGAGCGAAUUCUUCUCUGUUGCAAAGAUAUCAAUCCCAACAAGCAAAAGACAAAACUUAUGAUGCAGAAAGACAAGUCAUCUUUGAACGCGAAAGGAAAGGCUCGUCUUCAAUUGAAGGGCAGGAUUUACAUGGCCAAUGUCACAGAGAUCGUCUGCCUUCAAAAGCCUGGUCUCUAUCGUAUUCAAAUCUUCUGGAAGGGAGAUCCGGGAGUGGUCGAUAAUUUCAUCAUUCGUUAUGUAAACGAAGAUGCCAUGCGCAAUUGGUACAAGGACAUCGAUACUCAGCGCCAAAUCCAGGUAGAGCGACGCACUUUGCGCAAUACUGGUACAUCUGACAGCGAAUUUACAUACAUGGAGGGCAUGGCUAACAUGCCUAACCCCUACCAACAAGAGUAUGAUACCGAGGACCCCAGCAAGGAUCCGUACCGUUCCGAAUUCCCCAUGAGUCGGAAUGCGUCCAGCACCAGCCUCAGGACUCGAUCUGCCACAGGUGGUAGUACUAACUCUUUCCCUAACCCCAACGGUCGACCGCGCUACGCAGGCACUGACUCAACGCUCUCGGUGCACACUCAAUUCUCUGGAAACGGAAAUAUGUCACCCAGUGAUCGAAACGCAAACUCCUACUUUUCCCCUGCAGAGACUCCAUCUACGCGGUCGAGUUCUCAAUCUGGAUUUUCCUUUAGCCGCCAGAAUACCCAUUCUACAGGCGCAUCAACAGUCUGGAACGAGGAGUCAUCAAAUCGAUACACGGCACCAGCAUUGUCUCGUGUGGCAUCGCGAGAAGGCUCAACCUCUGGGGGAUAUUUCCCGCCCCCAGCUAACGGACGAGCCGCUCAGCGUCCGUCUUUGCCGCCGCUCUCGGCCUCUCAGUCGGCUCACUCUGCGCAUGUCACGGCUCGGAUGCGAUCGGCCAGUAGCCCCGACAUUCACCAUCACAAUAACAAUCCCCCGGAGUCACGUCGUUACAUGGGAGUGCACACGAUGCAAACCGUUGAUAAUGUCCCCGUGCCACCAAUUCCCGCGCACAUGGCCAACAUGAAAGCGCCUAUCAGCCGUAGCCAGAACGGUUCGCCCAUCAGCCAACUUCCCCUUCGCACCCAGCCAACACUCCACACCACGCAUUUCAACGAGCCGGAAUAUAAUGAAACUCGCAACUCUGGACAACUCUCCGAUCAUGCAACAUCACCCCUGACCCAAGAGCCAGAGGGGGACCAAUACAUGCCCACUCAACUCAAGGCUAAGGUGAAUUUUGAGGACAACUACGUCACCCUGGUGAUUGCGACCAACAUCCUGUUCCGUUCGUUGACGGACCGCGUGGAUGCCAAGCUAGCUCGGUUCACCGAUCGAUCCAUCGGAAACAAAACCGUUCGCUUGCGCUACCGUGAUGAAGAUGGUGAUUUCGUGACGAUUGAUAGUGACGAGGCAGUCCAGCUCGCCUUUCUGGAGUGGAGGGAGCAACAUCGCGAUAUGCUUGCCAAGGGAUUGGUGGGAGAGAUCCAACUCUACUGUCAAGUUGUUGACUAG
Molecule: messenger RNA, 2766 nt
Organism: Penicillium soppii
Lineage: Eukaryota; Fungi; Ascomycota; Eurotiomycetes; Eurotiales; Aspergillaceae
Product: Rho family guanine nucleotide exchange factor CDC24
Exons: 4
Coding region: 1-2766 (921 amino acids)
Biological process (GO): septin ring organization; establishment of cell polarity
Cellular component (GO): mating projection tip; nucleus; division septum
Molecular function (GO): protein binding; guanyl-nucleotide exchange factor activity
Source: RefSeq, a predicted model, not a curated record